AUGGGUCCUAAACAACGUACGAGAAAUAACUCUCGGUCAACGCCUUAUGACCUAAGUAUGCCGGAAAACUGGACGACGGCUAAACUCAAACAAGAACUAUCUAAACUUGGAGUUACAGUUUCUUCUUCUUCGAAGAAAAACACCCUCAUUGCCCUGUACAAAAGGCACGCUACCAACAACAGGACUGGGGCCACCGGACACGAUCAUUCGCCCGUGACGGAGACAGAUGACCAGACACCUGGGCGGAUACGGAACUCUACCUCCCAGAAUGCACCGCGAGACAUAAACAAUCAAGAUGGCGUCUUGUCGGUCAUUUCCAAAUUCACGGACACAAUCUCAGCUCAAUUGGCGGAUUCGUUAUCCAAUAUCCGUCAGGAGAUGCAGACUAUACAAGACAGAAUUCAUUCGAUGGAAAGCCGGCCGAUUCCAGCUGCCGCAGCUGGAAGUUCAGUGCAAACAGCCAGAGACGCUAAUGUGCAACAAGUAAUACAGGGUCAACACCACUUUACAAACCGUGAGGGGUCCAGCUCUGAUAUGUACCUCACCAACGAUCAUCAGGUUGGUUCCAGAUUUACUCUACAGACGGCGAUUGCCGCUCACUCUUCGCAGACGUCCGAGAUAUCGCCGAUUCAACCAAAUAUGGGUACACAUUCAUUCGUCAGGACCCAACAUGGUUACUCUGCGGAGUCCCUGCCGUUCGUAGAGGUUUUAUCGCCAACCCUACGUCGUCACAUUGUCGAAGAUGACAAAGUUUCGCAGACUAGCACCAUGGGCGGAUCCACAGCCAACGCCAUGUCUUUCGGCAUCAAACCUACUUACACUAGGAGAGACCAAAUUAAUCAGCUAUGGGACUAUGCAGUGAGUCCUCUGACAAAGCGAACAUAUGCUGUGGCUAUUCAACAUCUACUCCGCUUUACGGCUUUGUGCGGAUUGAUGGGGUCAGCUAGCCAACUGCCGAGUUUAUCCGAGGAUAUCCUCAUAGAUUUUGUGUCCUACUGUCACUUCAGUUUAGGAUUGCGUGUUGCCACAAUUAAAUUAUACCUAUCUGGGAUCCGUUUUCAUUAUCUUAAGAGUGGUCUGAGCAAUCCGUUACUUCAGUCAGAAAGACUUGUGUGCAUAUUACGGGGUAUUAAAAAGUGUCAAAGCGGUUUAUUAAACCAAAAACGUUUUCCUAUAACUUUUGAUAUUUUAAAACGCAUGUGCAACUUAUUACAGGGGUCACUGUUUUCCCCUGAUUUAGACUUACUGCUGUUAUGCGCUUGUCAAAUGGCGUUUUUUGGUUUUUUACGUUGCGGUGAAUUCACUGCUAAUCAGUAUACUUCUAAUAAAGACGUACUCUGUAUUAAAGACAUCAUUAUGUCCAGUGAUUUUUCAGGCUAUUUUAUUAUAUUAAGAAGUUCAAAAACUGAUCCUUUCAGACAAGGUGUAAAGAUUUCUAUUUUUAAGAACAAUCUUCAUCUUGUUUGCCCAGUGAAAUCUAUGUACAAAUAUUUACAGACUAGACAGAGUCGAGGUGCUACAGGUGAUGCUCCAUUAUUUGUUGGACCAAACAAUUCGGUUCUCACCCGAGAUCACUUUAUCACGUAUCUGAGACACAUUUUGUCUGUACUUGGUAUAGAUAGUUCGAAAUACUGUGGGCAUUCUUUUCGGAUCGGAGCGGCUACUACUGCUGCAUCGGUCGGGGUGGAAGAUCAUUUAAAACAGACUUUAGGUAGGUGGUCAUCCAACUGUUACACUCGAUACAUUAGGACAUCAAAUGAUGUCAUCAAGGCGGCACAAAAUAAGAUGUGUACCAGUUAA
Messenger RNA from Ylistrum balloti, 1800 nucleotides. RefSeq lists its product as uncharacterized. The record is from RefSeq and is a predicted model, not a curated record. Gene Ontology annotation, biological process: DNA integration; DNA recombination. The transcript is spliced from 2 exons. The coding region runs from base 1 to 1800 and encodes 599 amino acids. Gene Ontology annotation, molecular function: DNA binding. Lineage: Eukaryota; Metazoa; Mollusca; Bivalvia; Pectinida; Pectinidae.